GUCGCUCACAACACACGAUACCCUAUGGCGAGGUGCAAAGUGAAUACGAUCAUGCUUCAUCUGCACGCAAGCAAUGAACCUCAGCGCCCUGCAUACUACCAAAAACUCGUGAACGACGUUGUUGAGCACAUGGCGCUUUUGCCCGGCAGAGGAAUGCCUCGCUUGGAUGGCUACCUGCGAGCUGUGCUCGAUACCAACAAGGCUUCGAGCGACGAGGCAAUCUACUCAAACUUCGUUGGCUAGUGACAUUCCCUAUCUUCUUUCUUUGCAUAUGGUUGCUGUACAGUCUAUGCUGAGGGCGGAGGCAGCUGCCUUCGUGCCUCGCAUGCAGCGUCCUAAAGAUGGUGUAGAGAUUCAUCCGGCCGAGAAGGAGAACUUAAAUCUGGUUCCCCAGGAGGCGGAUAGAGAGGAAGUAAUGGAGAAAGAAGUUUCAGUGAUUGUUGAUUCUGAGGCCACUGAUGACAUGGAAGAUAUGGACGAAGCGGUCACAUCUCUCACAUCCCUCGACCUUGUGCCAGACGAGUCUCUUCGCUCCAACGGGCCAUCGGAAGAGCAGGCCUUGGCAGCUCGCACGAUUCAGUAUGCAUAUCGAUAUCACGUUUGGCGACGUUCAGGCUCUGCUGUAGAUGCACAACUCCAUGCGAUAUCCACGACAUGCCUCAUGGAGAUGCAGUCCUCUAAAUGGCGUCCAAGUUAUUAUCGCAUUGUGCUAACUCAUGCUGCCAAAAUAAAGACGAAAGACCCUUUCAACACCGAGUCUCAUGAAAAGCUUGAGGAGUUGGGCAGGCCGAGAAGCGAGAUCACGUCAGUUGCUCCUAAAAAAGGCAUGCAAUUGCGCGGUAAGCUAGAGCCUUCUUCACCAGAUCAUCAUACCCGGGACAUCGACGCUCUCAAAUGCGCGAAAAUUCCCGGCAGCACGAUGGAUAUGCAAACUAAGUUCCAGAUGGCUUAUAAGGGAAUCGUUGCAGAGAAGAAACUAUUUCACGUGCGAAAUGAGAGACCUGUUCUCAACGUCGAGGACCUAGAUCCCAUUGUUUGAAUAGUAGUCGUUCUUUCUUUAUUAUCUCCAACUUGCAAAUAGGA
This is a messenger RNA of Suillus discolor, 1083 nucleotides long. RefSeq lists its product as uncharacterized. The record is from RefSeq and is a predicted model, not a curated record. The coding region runs from base 167 to 1039 and encodes 290 amino acids. NCBI's taxonomy places the organism in Eukaryota, Fungi, Basidiomycota, Agaricomycetes, Boletales, Suillaceae. The transcript is spliced from 7 exons.